Molecule: messenger RNA, 1245 nt
Organism: Symbiodinium necroappetens
Lineage: Eukaryota; Dinophyceae; Suessiales; Symbiodiniaceae
Source: the annotation of a GenBank genome assembly
AUGAUUGCACUUCUCGCUACAACCUACAGCUGCUUAGCGGGGACUGACUUGGCAACGAACAGCCAGAUCUGGCUGGCGGCCAAAAAGGCAGCAUUGGAUCCGUAUCGCUUCCUGAAGAGAUGUGGGCGAAGCACCUGGAGCAGGGGCUGGGCCCUCUUCUUCGUAAAGCGCGCCACCGAAGGGGUGCCAGGCAAGGUUGUUUGCUUGCUCAGCCGCUCGCAGCCUCUUCGGCCGCACAGCAAGGCCAUGGCUGCCUUUGUCGCCGUUCCCAGCUCCGCAACCAGCACUGCCCUGCGGGGCAGCCUGCAGCAUGUUCCCCAGGCUCCUCCGAGCCCUGCUCCAGCGGCAUCUCUUGCAGUCAAGGGAGCCCUGGGUGUUGCAGCCGUGGGUGCUGCAGUGGCCGCGGGCACGCGCCGUAAGCAUCGGUCUGCUCUUGCAGGUGCAGCUACCGUGACCAAGCUCUCAAAGACACGGUCUCUUGCAGAUGCGAAGGUUGUCGUGUGUGCAGGCGCAAUGCUCCCAGAAGCUCAGCUGCAGCCCGAUGGCAUGAAUGGGAAAGAGGAGGGACGCAAGCUGCGUGUGGCCGUCAUCGGCGGUGGCCCGGCCGGCGCCAGCACAGCAGAUGCCUUGGCCCAGGAGGGCAUCGAGACUUACCUCAUCGAGAGGAAGCUGGACAACUGCAAGCCAUGUGGUGGGGCCAUUCCUCUGUGCAUGAUCGAGGAGUUCGACCUGCCAAAGGACAUCGUGGACCGCCAGGUUCGCAAGAUGACCAUGAUCUCUCCUACGAACAAGGAGGUGCAGAUUGGCCAGACCCUGAAGGACGACGAGUUCAUCGGCAUGGUGCGCCGCGAGGUGCUUGACGACUUCCUCCGCCAGAGGGCCAAGACCAACGGUGCCACGCUGAUCAACGGCCUCUUCAUGGGCAUGACGAUCCCUCAGAGCAAGGAAGGUUCUGCACUCUCGGGGCUGUUGCUCUGCCAAAACGACCCGCUCGGGCUUUUCGCAAGCGUCAGAAAAGGCGAGAAGAAGACCUUGGAAGUCGAUGUCGUGGUCGGAGCUGAUGGUGCCAACAGCCGGGUGGCCAAAGAUAUUGAUGCUGGAGACUACGAAUAUGCAAUCGCGUUUCAGGAGCGCAUGCGCAUCCCAGAUGGCAAGAUGGAUUACUACAAGGACCGAGCGGAGAUGUACGUUGGCGAUGACGUGUCGCCGGACUUCUAUGCCUGGGUCUUCCCCAAGUGCGACCAC